UUGGCUGCCGGGUUACGGUAGAGAGAAUAACAUUAUGAAUACAUUUAAAAUUAACCAUCUGAUGAAUUGUACCAUACACUAAGAGCGGUAUGUAAUCAUUGCAAGGAAACUGCCACAUCAAGAAGAAAUCCUCGAUUUGAAAAAUAUGGCAAGCCAAAGGACAGUAAUAGCAAGCUAGGUAAUUAUCCAGCAUUAUUCCUGUUACAAGCUCCAGGAGGCUGUCGCCCCCGCAGCGUUUUGGGAAAGGCUGUUGGAAGUUAGCUAGCAACAGAGUGUAUUCGCUAGCCGAAGCGUAGGUUAGCUGGUACUGUGCUAUACCUAGCCAGCCAGGCAGCACAUUAUUGAGUGUGUGAAGGUCCUCUGAGAAAAAUGCUUGUGUGCAGUGUUUGUGCGGUUUUGCAGCUUCUGGGUCGGUGUUCUCUGGUAGAUUAGUUACGCAAUUGUAUUAACAAUUCAGUUUACGCUAUUGCAGGAUUUUAAAAUUGCAAUGUGUAAAAUACUCACAAUGACAACAUUUAGUUAGCCAACACAAACAGGUUAGCUAGCUAUAGCAUAUCAUAACAAUUUUGUUGUAUUUAGUACGUUUGCCACCUACCUAGAGCUUUGCAAGUGAUGCAUGGUACUUUUAGAUAGCUAGAUAUUGUUGUUUAUCUAGCCCGCUCGCUAUUUUCGAGGGCUAACUUGGUGCUUAGUUACCUAGAUAUAUUUUUAGUAGUUUUACCUGUUGUGAAGGCGGAGAUUAUAACGUUAAUUGAUUGCAAAACAACAUGGUUAUAGUUAACUGUCUAACUAAAAACUGAGGAAACGCCACUGGUUGUCUGUCUGGACAAGAACAGUCUUCCAGGGUGAACAAUGACUGGACCAAGCUCUGCUGGCACCAGCUCAACAGCAUCUAAAAUCGGUAGACACGGCCGCUCAAAAAGCACCAACAACUGCAAGUCCACUUCGGGUGCCGAAUCAGCCUCUUCCAGCUCCACAGCCAACACUGGUCGGUCAUCGGGAGAGGAAGAGGAGAAAGAUGGAGGUGCGCUGUUUUAUGUGAACAGAACUGGUUUUCCCAUUGAAAGUGUCACUUGGGAAAGAAUGUGGACUCAUGUUGCCAAAGUGCAUCCCGAUGGUCAAGAGACGGUGGACAAAAUAAGGAACGCCGCAUACCUCCCUAAACACCCCGUGCCGUCGUUUCCGAACUUCAAGCCCUCCACGUCCGUCCCAGACUGGCUGCAGGCCGUCCAGAACUACAUGAAGAUGCUGCAAUACAAUCACACGGGCACUCAGUUCUUUGAAAUUAGGAAGACAAGACCUCUCAGUGGGUUAAUGGAGACGGCCAGGGAGAUGAUUAGGGAAUCCCUCCCCAUUAAAUGCCUGGAGGCGGUCAUCCUGGGAAUCUACCUGACCAACGGGCUGACCUCGGUGGAGCGCUUCCCCAUCAGCUUCAAGACGCAGUUCUCAGGGAACCACUUCCACCACGUGGUGCUGGGGGUCUACUGCAACGGGCGCUACGGCUCGCUGGGCAUGAGCCGGCGGGCGGACCUGAUGGACAAGGCGCUGACCUUCCGCACGCUCAGCGAGCUGGUCUUCGACUUCGAGGACUCGUACCGCCGCUACCAGCACGCCAUCAAGAAGGUGAAGAUCGGCCUGUACGUGCCGCACGACCCGCACGUCUUCCAGCCCAUCGAGUGGAAGCACCUGGUGCUCAACGCCGGCCGGCUGGGCCGGGAGGACAUGCGCAAGGAGCUGGAGAAGCACGCCCGCGACAUGCGCAUGAAGAUCCUGAAGUCGUCGAGCGCACAGUCUCCCAUCAAAGAGCGAACGAGGGGCAAGUCCCUCUCCCCCCGCCGCCGACAGACCAGCCCCCAAAGACGACACGUCCACAGGAGAGACAAAUCGCCUGCCGCUGUGGACCGAAAACCUGCCGAACUCAGUACCCUGAACGACGGCUACCAAAUCCGCAUCUGAGGUCCUCUUCUCUCCUCUUCUCCUCCCCUCUCCUCUCCUCCCCUCCUACCCUCUGUCACCCUGUCCCCGGGUCAGCUCCACAAAGCUCUAUUUUAAAUGUAUUUAAUGGACAUUGUGUGUAUUUAUGUACAUAUGUUGCUGGGCUCCUUGCUCUCAGCAAGACAAUUUGUCCAUGAUGGAAAAGCAUCACUGGAAUGUUCUGGACUGUAUGUUGGGACAACAUAUCAUGGGACGUUAUCCUCCCAAUUCUGUUAUACCUUUCAAAUAGUUUGACCCAGAGUUCAUUGGCUUCACUUACAGCAGUCCUUUUUGAUGUGUACAAGUCAGGGCUGUGGCCAAUCCGGGAGCUUGGAGAAUCCCCAAAAUAUCUUAAGAUUGAAGAUAAACACAUCCGUCCACAACCAUCCAUCCCUGCCACGGUAGUAAACUUUGGGUACACAGAGAUCUAUUUUUUAAAGCCCUUGCGCGGUGAUUUUUUUACUAUGAUGUAGCGUAAUCUAGGGGCCCGUGUUAAAUGUCCUCUUAAACACGGCCGUUAUUAAUAUUGUGCCAGCGGGUGUCGCCUGGAGACGUGCAGGAAAGUCGAACGUAUCGAUUUCUCCUCUGACAGACGGAAAGCAGCAUCAUCUGUGGAUUCCGCUGCUGCCGUCUGGAGCUGUGAGGGAAUGUGAAGCUGUUUUCUUUUCACACGUUCGUAGCUUUUAAAAGACAUUUUUUAAGCGCCCCACACGGUCGGACCCGGUCCAGGACGUCAGUACGGACGAUGGAAGCCAACGUUUUGCUCGAGCGGUAGAGAACGGUUGCGUGAGGAGGGGGGGGG
Messenger RNA from Anguilla anguilla (European eel), 2776 nucleotides. It is a transcript of the gene vash2, whose product is annotated as vasohibin 2. The transcript is spliced from 7 exons. The coding region runs from base 853 to 1956 and encodes 367 amino acids. Gene Ontology annotation, cellular component: cytoplasm. NCBI's taxonomy places the organism in Eukaryota, Metazoa, Chordata, Actinopteri, Anguilliformes, Anguillidae. Gene Ontology annotation, biological process: regulation of angiogenesis. The record is from RefSeq and is a predicted model, not a curated record.